Messenger RNA from Hansenula ciferrii, 1542 nucleotides. RefSeq names its product Aqr1p (gene AQR1). The record is from RefSeq and is a predicted model, not a curated record. The coding region runs from base 1 to 1542 and encodes 513 amino acids. Gene Ontology annotation, molecular function: transmembrane transporter activity. Lineage: Eukaryota; Fungi; Ascomycota; Saccharomycetes; Phaffomycetales; Wickerhamomycetaceae. The transcript has a single exon. Gene Ontology annotation, biological process: transmembrane transport.
AUGACUACAAGUGAGGAACAUAGUAUAAAAGAUAAGGAACAUCAACAAGAAGAUUUCACACUCUCAACAAGCCCCAAGGGCACAGAAGAUGAUAUGGAAAUUCAAACCCAUAGUGUUCAACCUUCAAAACAUACAGUUUAUAACAUUCAUGAGAAAUAUAUUUUGGUUUUAUUAGCAUCAGGUGUGGCUAUUUGGUCUUCAUUUGGUUCACCAAUUUAUUAUCCAGCAUUACAAAUCUUGGAAGGAUAUUUUGAUAUAAGUGAAGAACUUGUAAAUAUAUCAGUUGUUGUUUAUAUAAUAUGCCAAGGGAUAUCUCCAACUUUUGUUGCACCUUUUGCAGAUAGAUAUGGUAGAAGACCUGUUUUAAUGUGUUGUUUAUUGGUUUUCAUUGGUGCUUCAAUUGGUCUUGCAGUUUCAAAUUCAUAUGGUUUAAUCUUAGCAUUAAGAUGUAUACAAUCAUUUGGUAUUUCACCGGCUGUUGCUAUUGCAUGUGGUAUUACAGGUGAUUGGACUGAACGUCAUGAAAGAGAUUGGUUUGUUGGUCUAACUAGUGGGUUUACAUUAUUUGGUCAAGCGUUUGGUUCAUUAUUUGGGGCUGCUUUAAUUGCAGGCUGGAAUUGGAGAGCUAUUUUUUGGUUCUUAGCUAUUGGUGGUGGUGUUUCAUUAGUAACAAUUACACUUGUAUUACCGGAAACUAAAAGAUCUAUAGUAGGGAAUGGAUCAAUCACACCACCUCAUUUAGUUGCUAGAGCCCCUUUAUUAUCAAUACCUUAUUAUAGAAAACUUUGGGACUUAGAUAAUCCAGAUUAUUCAACUCUUGUUGAUAAAUCUAAAACUGAUUUCUUUGCUUCAUUGAGAAUUUUAUCAAAACCUGAAUUAGCUAUAUGCUUAUUCAAUGGUGCUAUUCAUUAUGCAUUAUGGACAUUACAAUUGACUUCCUUGAGUAAUGAAUUAUCAAGGUCGUAUGAUUAUUCAGUUAUGAAAAUUGGUCUUUGUUAUAUUCCAGCAGGAAUUGGUGGAUUAUGUGGUUCAUUCAUGUGUGGUAGAUUUUUGGAUAUAGUUUACAAGAGAUUAUAUAAAACUUUUGAGAACAAUAAGAAAUCAGGAUUAAUACCAGAAUAUGAAAAAUUCAACAUUGUUAAAUCAAGAAUUUUAGUCGCUGUUCCUUAUUGUUUAAUUACAGAUGGAUUUACUUUAAUGUAUGGAUGGUGUUUACAAAAACAUGUUCAUGUUUCCACUAUAUUAAUUAGUGCAUUUUUCAUAUCAAAUGGAUGUAUGGCAGUUGUGGGUGUGAAUUCAACUCUAUUAAUUGAUUUAUAUCCAUCAAAUUCAUCAGCUGCAACAUCAUGUGUCAAUCUUACAAGAUGUUUAACAGGUGCUAUUUUCGUUGCUUGUUUAACUUCAAUGAAUAAAAAUAUAACAAUUGGUGGGACUUUUACAUUAAUGGCUGCAUUGGGUAUAACUUCUGCAAUAUUAUUAUAUCUACCAUUGAAAUAUGGUAUGAAAUGGAGUCAAGCAAGGGAAGAAAAGAAGAGAUUAUAA